This is a messenger RNA of Aspergillus affinis, 1755 nucleotides long. RefSeq lists its product as uncharacterized. The transcript is spliced from 6 exons. NCBI's taxonomy places the organism in Eukaryota, Fungi, Ascomycota, Eurotiomycetes, Eurotiales, Aspergillaceae. The record is from RefSeq and is a predicted model, not a curated record. Bases 1 to 1755 code for a protein of 584 amino acids.
AUGCGACAAGAUCCAACAGCAAGGUUUACGUGUGUAGUCAACCUCGAUGAUCACGACGACAAAGAAAUAAAGCGAGCUAUUCUUCCACGAACACAAGAGGAAUAUGACCGAGCUCUUGGGAUAUUUGAUCGAUUUCUACAGUUACACCCAGCUGCCCGGUCUCCACCUGACACUCAAACUUACAAAGCCUUUCUUGAAUUUGUGGCCAAAAAUACAGAUGGGCGAAUCAAGGAUAAACCGACACCUGACACCAUUGAAAAUUUUCGACGGCACUUUGAGGCAGGCCUGUCCCGGAACAGGAACUUUCAUGUCCCCCAAAGUAUGUCAACAACAAUGAAGGAGUAUAUUAUAUCAGACCUGGCAAAUAAACUUGGUCUUCCAAAUGUCGAGAUGCCUAAAGACGGAUUCUCUCCGAAUGAUUUGACCGUCCUUCAAACUCAGCUCUGGUGUAGGGACUUCAAGGAAUACCGAGGAUGCUAUCCUGAUCGGAGUAGAGUACAGCUAACGGCAUCAAUGUUACUGUAUUGUUUCUCGUCUGCCCGAACUGGUGAAGUCCAUGAGUCAACAGCUCGCCGAGCCGUUGCUCGUGAGAAACAAAACGAUAAUAAGGAUUCAACUCUUCGUGCUACUGUUAUGGCAGCAUGCUAUAAGCAUUUUGUACUCACUGUAGAGCUAGUUGACCAAAUUCCGAUGCUGGUUUUAACAUAUUCUCGGGAAUACAUCAAAGGUUACAAGCGAAUGAAAAAAUGGCAACUUCCAAUAAAUGCCUUCUAUGAGGUGUAUAGGGAAGAGGUACCCCUGUUCUUUAACUUCAUUCUGUUUAUGUUGCCACUGUUCUCCGGUGACCGGGCCUUUCUCCAGUAUAAUUCUUGUUCUGAGAUACUUGAUACUGUUGACUCUAUCAAGCUCACUGACCUAGCCACACAAGAUAAUCAUAUUAUCUUGGUCAUUCGUUUCAGGAAUGAGAUACUCGACAUUCCAAUCUUCAGGCCAUUCAAUGAACUUGAUUGUGGACGUUCUACUGGAAAAGCGAGAGGUGCUGAUGCCUUUGGGAAAGAGUUCGCAGAUCUUGGACAUCGAAAUAAAAAGUACUCUCAGACAGCCCGAAUGAAACAGGCCGGACACGUCGAACCGCGCACCUUUGGCAGGUCAUAUGCUCACCCUGUGUGCGAAGUAGAUGGACCUGCAACCUACUUGAAUAUUGCCUCUCGCCAUGAACAUAUCCAAAAUCGACGGAGUAUGGGGCUGUACCGAAACCCCAACCUAUGGCAAUCUCUAGCUGCGAAAGCGGAGUUUGAAUUCCAGGAGAGAGAAGAUAUUAUAGCCCUUGAUAAAAAAUUAAUCUCCCUUAAAAAGCAGCUUGAAGACGCAAAUGACCCCGAAGCUGUCAAAGAGAUGCGUUUACAGUGCCGUCGUAUCCAGAGUCAAAAAGACAAAUUAUAUCUAGAGGAACUGAAACGACAACGUCAUCUCCAGCAGAAUACUCAAUCAGGGAAUAUUUAUGAACAAACCUCUUUCCUCUAUUAUCGACGUGCUAUGCCGGAGCGUGACCUUCUCGCUAGGAUACUGCCCACUAGGUCAUCCAUACGAAGCCCAACUGGACGAGAGGCUAUACUGGCGCUGGAAGUAAUUUGCAGAAAACAUCACCAAGUUGCCUAUCGCGCAGGUCUGCAGCCAGUCGAUGGAAGUUGUUCCGUCCGCAUCGUCAAUGGCUCCAUCUCUAUCGUUGUAUGUCAGAACAAUUACGCCAAAUAG